Molecule: messenger RNA, 1768 nt
Organism: Musa acuminata subsp. malaccensis (wild Malaysian banana)
Lineage: Eukaryota; Viridiplantae; Streptophyta; Magnoliopsida; Zingiberales; Musaceae
Product: cytochrome P450 711A1
Molecular function (GO): iron ion binding; monooxygenase activity; heme binding
Source: RefSeq, a predicted model, not a curated record
ACUCUCUCUCUCCAUAUACAUACAUAUCUGUGCUUCAUGGAAGAUAGAGUCCUUGAAAUCGUGGAGAGUGUGGAGAGCUUGGUAAGGUCAUGUGCUCCCUUCUUCCUCGCAUCCAUGGCUUUGCUUUUAGGGUUCCUGGUUUACUUCUACGCACCAUACUGGAGAGUGAGAAGAGUGCCCGGUCCUCCAACAACGUUUCCUCUUGGCCACAUUCCUUUCCUCGCCAAGCACGGGCCAGAUAUCUUGAGAGUGUUUGCUAAGAACUACGGGCCAAUCUUUAGAUUUCAUUUGGGAAGGCAACCACUAGUGAUUGUAGCAGAUGCAGAACUCUGCAGGAAGGUGGGGAUUAAGAACUUUAAAGACAUAAGGAAUAGAAGCAGCCCUUCGCCUGCAACUGGGUCACCUCUACUUCAGAAUGGACUCUUUCUUUUAAGGGACUCGAGGUGGACUUCAACGCGAAACAUCAUCACCUCCCUUUACCAACCCGCCCACCUCGCAAGCCUUAUCCCCACCAUGCACCACUAUGCCACCUCCUUCUGCCACACCAUCUCCACGAUCCAACGCAACCGAGAAGACGUCCCAUUCUCCGAGCUCUCCCUGCGCCUCGCCAUCGACAUCAUCGGCAAGACCGCUUUCGGCAUCGAGUUCGGGCUCCUCAACGACGACGACGACGAUGAUGAUGGUUCCUGCUUCCUCCGGCAGCACACCUACGCCAUCUCCUCCCUCAAGAUGGACCUCUCCGGCUCCCUCUCCACGGCAUUGGGCCUGAUCGCCCCGGUGCUCCAAAACCCUUGCCGUGAAAUAUUCAAGAGGAUCCCCGGCGCCGCCGACUACAAGCUGCACCAGAUGAACCAGCAGCUGUGCGACAGGAUCGACGCCAUCAUCGCGAAGAGGUCGAGCGAGAUGACCCGAGAGUCCAAGGACUUCCUGGCGGCACUGCUGAACUCGAGACAGACGCGACUCGCCGAGAACCUCCUCACCGACAGCUACGUCCGAGCACUCGUGUACGAGCACCUCAUCGCUGGGACGAAGACGACGGCCUUCACGCUGGCGAUGACGGUUUACCUGGUCUCGCGACACCCAGAUGUGGAGAAGAAGCUGGUGGACGAGAUCGAUCGCUUUGGCCCCCGUGAUCUGAUCCCAACCUUCGACGACCUUCACUCCAAGUUUCCUUACCUCGAUCAGGUGAUCAAAGAGUCCAUGAGGAUGUACACAGUCUCGCCACUGGUCGCAAGAGAGACGUCGCAGCAGGUUGAGAUCGGAGGAUACGUUCUACCGAAGGGGACAUGGGUUUGGCUUGCGCUGGGGGUCGUGGCCAAAGACUCGAAGCAGUUUCCGGCGCCGGACGUGUUCCGGCCAGAGAGGUUCGAUCCGGCUCGUGAUGAAGAGAAGCGAAGGCACCCGUACGCGCACAUUCCAUUCGGCAUCGGUCCGCGCGCAUGCAUCGCCCAGAAGUUCGCCAUACAAGAAGUCAAACUCGCGCUGAUCCAGCUUUACCGGCAUUACGUCUUCCGGCGCUCUCCCGAGAUGGAGUUGCCGCCGGAGUUCCAGUAUGGUCUGAUCUUAUCGUUCAAACGCGACAUCAUGCUCCGAGCAAUCAAACGUGCCAAUGAUUAGAUCAGCCAGUGAUGCAAGCAAGCAUGCAUGUCGUGUAGUCAGCGUCUAAAUAAGGCCAGUCUUGAUGUAUUGUUAUAUGACUCAUGAUGCAAAUUAUGCCUUUGGAAUUGGCUCUGUAAUUUCAUGCUAAUAGUUAAUAUUUCUUGCUUUA